CUCCAUGUUGGAUGUUCCAGCUCUGCUGCUGGCCACUCUGGAGGAGCUCACUGAAGAACAGCUGAAUACAUUUCAGUCUCACCUGACUACGGUCCAGCUGCCUGACUGUCCUCCAAUCCCAGAGAGCCAGCUGGAGAACACUGACAGACAGGUCACAGUGGAUCAGAUGGUGAAGAGAUACGGCCCUGAGAGAGCUGUGAGGAUCACACUGAAGAUCCUGAGGAGGAUGAAGCAUGUAGACCUAGCAGAGAAGUUAGAGAGAGAUCACACUAGAGCAACAAAAUGGUGGCGCGACYCAUCAGACACUGGCAGUGACAAAGAGAGGGAGAAGAAACAUGUCCAUCUGCCUGGAAGUUCUAGAGCCUUGGACAGAGAGGCAGCAGGCAGCAAAGACACUGGAAUCCCAAAGGACAAAUAUGAACUGGUCACGGUGAGGAGGAGAGGGGAUGUUUAGGUUAACA
Molecule: messenger RNA, 461 nt
Organism: Salvelinus sp. IW2-2015
Lineage: Eukaryota; Metazoa; Chordata; Actinopteri; Salmoniformes; Salmonidae
Source: RefSeq, a predicted model, not a curated record